Glarea lozoyensis ATCC 20868 is the source of this 2280-nucleotide messenger RNA. RefSeq lists its product as uncharacterized. The record is from RefSeq and is a predicted model, not a curated record. NCBI's taxonomy places the organism in Eukaryota, Fungi, Ascomycota, Leotiomycetes, Helotiales, Helotiaceae. Gene Ontology annotation, cellular component: cytoskeleton. Bases 1 to 2280 code for a protein of 759 amino acids. The transcript is spliced from 2 exons.
AUGACAGAACACGAAAUGGCGAAUUCUGAUGCUGAUCCUAUCCAUAAAGAGGAGGAGCCGACUUCGAAAUGGGAGGCAUUUGAAAUGACCAAGAACUAUAAGGCUGACACGAACACGACGGAAGACGCCUUCAGCACUUUUGUUCAAUCAUGGAUAAACUUGAUAAAAGCUGCCAACAAAGAUAUUGGAAAGAUCCACUUGGAGAUUGGGCAAGAGCGCAUACUUGUGCGCUCUCCAACACCCGGAAAAUCUCUCGGUACUUUUGGUCACGUCAGAUUUAUGGACAAGCACCAGCACCUGGAACUGAGUGUACGGAUUCGACAGGGACAAGACUAUGACAAAGAUUUGGAUCUAAGCUUAAACUGGCAUUUUAAUGCUGCGGCUCUUCAUUUCCUACGAGAGGGGUACCAGGUAGAAGUUCUAGGACAAGUUGCCCACCAGAUUUAUGCAUUUGGGGGAAAGAACAAUCGACAUUUGGGGCGCUUCAAUCUCGAAAGACAAGACGUCGAGAUUAAAGAUCUCGAAAAGCAAGAUUCUGGCCACAGUUCAAAAAAGAAGAAAACAAUGGAGUUAAUGAUCAAACUCGGAAAAUUUAAGGCGACCGAGGGCGAAGAAGGCAACGCAGUCGAAGUAGGGAAAUUCGUUGGUUGGAUGGAACAUUUCUCUCGUCAGACUUGGGUCCAUGAAGCCUUAGAUAUUAACAUCAAGCAGUCGCCACCACCAGUAUCUCGUGGCUUUUCCGCCAAUACUCCAUCAAUCAGAGCGGCACCAACUAUACCUCGAGCACCACGCAAUGUGCCCAAUUUCGAAGCAGAUCAAGACUUCCCGGGGUCCUAUUACAAUUCUUACCCUCAGACGAACCGCAAUGCAAAUGGUACGAUGGGUUAUUGGCCUCAUAAUAAUGCUCAGUUUCAACAUUAUAAGCAUGCUUCUACAAGCAGUCAGCAAAGGCGAGCCCCCAACGAUGAAAUAAUACGUCCUGGAAGUUCAGCUUUCCGUCCGCGAGAUCAGACCCAUUCCCUUAUCCGCGAGAACGAGCCUUUUAUCCGCAGAAAUGAUCAUGUCAUUCGUGAGAACGAAGGAAAUCAUUAUAUGGGGGCAAUGAAUCAGCAGCGAUCACCGAUGGAUAACCUAUUGAAGGUGCUAGAAGUAAAGGAUAAAAGAAUCAAAGAAUUGGAAGAAGCCUUGGAAGGUAACAAGAAUAACAUUGAGCGGAACCAAAUAUUAGACACAGUUAUGAAGAAUCUCGAACAACGGAACCUGGAUUAUCGUCGUGCAAUGGACAAGGUGGCGUCGCAGCAUACCAAACUUGAUAAUGUCAAGGAAUCCUUGAAAAACACAGAGGGGAAAUUACAGCGAGCAGAGGCGGAGAUAUCACGCCUAUGUAGCACAGCACGUGAGCGCGAUGUCGAUGAACUGAAUCACAAACUUGACGAAUAUGAGAGGCGCCUACGUCUUAAAGACUCACAGCUAUCAAAGGUUGACUCUGAAGCCAAUGAAAAGCGACGUCUAGAGGAUCGAUUGCUCACAACGAAUAAGGAGACCGCUGGAUUGAAAAAGACGAUACAGGAUUAUGAAGAGCAAACAGCGCGCUUCACAAAAAAGUGUGAGACUCUUGAGCAGGAUCUCCAGCGAAUGACCGCCAACUUCGAGACUCGUACAAGGGCCUGUAACGAGUCCAGUGAGAUAAUUCUUCGAGAAAAACGGAUCGCAAAAGAUGCCGAGGCUCUGGUAAUUCAGCUUCGGGAUGAACUCAAAAGAGCGAAAUUCCAGAUCUCGACCAAGGACAAGGCCUUGCAAGCCGCGAACGCCGAGAUUCAAAAGCAGAAAAGACAACUUACAGAAGAAUUGGGGGAAAAAUCAAAACCACGAGAAAUUACACCCUCACGUGUUAAGACAGUGCCAAAUCAAGUGCGUGAGUUAUCGGAGCAGCUGCGACUGAGGGAUGAAGACCUGAAAGUCGCACACCAGCGCGCGUCGACAUUGGAGAUUUUGCGAGAUGGCGAUGCUGCAGAAGUCACUAUGCUGAAAGCGAAGAUUGACGAGCUGAAGUCAGCAGAAUCAAAGUGCAAGAAGGAAGCCAAGAAGUAUAAGGGUGACCUGAUUGCUAAGCAGAAGCAGUUGAAUCAUGCUCUGUCUCUUGUAGCAAGUUUCGGGACUGACGAGACAGUGUACGGCGAAAACAAGCAUGAUAGAAGUGAUGGGUCGGAUGAGGAUGGCGAGCAAACGCCCAAGAGAAUCAAGAAAGAGGGUCAGUCAAAUCUCGUCACCUUGGACUGA